GCCGGGCGCGCCGGGGGUGGGUCCCUCUCCCCAGGCCGGCUUUGCGUGGAAGAAGAGGGCGGGGACCGGCGCGGGGAGGAGAGCGGAGGAGGAGAAGGGGGCAUGACUCGUGCAACUUGCGGCGGGCAUCUGCCGAGCCUCUGAGCCGGCGGCGGCCCGGGGCCCGGAUUGCGGCCGCGCGGAUCCCACCCAGCCCACCCCGCCCCGGCCGACGGCUGAGGCUGACCUGGAUCCUCCGAGAACCCGCCGGCCGGCAGGGAUCGCCUUCGUCUUCCGGGCUGCUUUUUGGAGAGCGAGGAGCGCUCUCCUCGCGGCUCCCCUCUCCGGACCCCCGGACCCCGAUGGCUCGGAUGGGGCUUGCGGGCGCCGCUGGACGCUGGUGGGGACUCGCUUUAGGUUUGACCGCCUUCUUUCUCCCAGGUGCCCACACCCAGGUGGUCCAGGUGAACGACUCCAUGUAUGGUUUCAUCGGCACAGAUGUGGUGCUGCACUGCAGCUUCGCCAACCCUCUGCCUGGCGUGAAGAUCACCCAGGUCACAUGGCAGAAGGCCACCAAUGGCUCCAAGCAGAACGUGGCCAUCUACAACCCCGCCAUGGGCGUCUCGGUGCUGGCCCCCUACCGGGAGCGCGUGGAGUUCCUGCGACCCUCCUUCACUGACGGCACCAUCCGCCUCUCCCGCCUGGAGCUGGAGGAUGAGGGCGUCUACAUCUGCGAGUUUGCCACCUUCCCUGCGGGCAAUCGAGAGAGCCAGCUCAACCUCACUGUGAUGGCCAAACCCACCAACUGGAUAGAGGGCACCCAGGCGGUGCUUCGAGCCAAGAAAGGGAAGGAUGACAAGGUCCUGGUGGCCACCUGCACCUCGGCCAAUGGGAAGCCUCCCAGUGUGGUGUCCUGGGAAACGCACCUGAAGGGCGAGGCAGAGUACCAGGAGAUCCGGAACCCCAAUGGCACAGUGACUGUCAUCAGCCGCUACCGCCUGGUGCCCAGCCGGGAAGACCACCAGCAGUCCCUGGCCUGCAUCGUCAACUACCACAUGGACCGCUUCCGGGAGAGCCUCACCCUCAAUGUGCAGUAUGAGCCCGAGGUGACCAUCAAGGGGUUUGAUGGGAACUGGUACCUGCAGCGAAUGGAUGUGAAGCUGACGUGCAAAGCUGAUGCCAACCCCCCAGCCACCGAGUACCACUGGACCACGCUGAAUGGCUCCCUCCCCAAGGGUGUGGAGGCCCAGAAUAGAACUCUCUUCUUCAGGGGACCUAUCAACUACAGCAUGGCAGGAACCUACAUCUGUGAGGCCACCAACCCCAUCGGUACCCGCUCGGGCCAGGUGGAGGUCAAUAUCACAGAGUUCCCCUACACCCCGUCUCCUCCCGAACACGGGCGGCGUGCAGGGCAGGUGCCCACGGCCAUCAUUGGGGGCGUGGUGGGCAGCAUCCUGCUGGUGCUAUUUGUGGUCGGCGGGAUCGUGGUGGCACUGCGCCGGCGCCGUCACACCUUCAAGGGUGACUACAGCACCAAGAAGCACGUAUACGGCAAUGGCUACAGCAAGGCGGGCAUCCCCCAGCACCACCCGCCCAUGGCCCAGAACCUGCAGUACCCCGAGGACUCGGACGACGAGAAGAAAGCCGGUCCCCUGGGUGGAAGCAGCUACGAGGAGGAAGAGGAGGAGGAGGGCGGAGGGGGUGAGCGCAAGGUGGGUGGCCCCCACCCCAAAUACGACGAGGAUGCCAAGCGGCCCUACUUCACAGUGGAUGAGGCAGAGGCCCGUCAGGAUGGCUACGGGGACCGGACUCUGGGCUACCAGUACGACCCUGAGCAGCUGGACUUGGCCGAGAACAUGGUUUCUCAGAACGACGGGUCUUUCAUUUCCAAGAAGGAGUGGUACGUGUAGCCCCCCUCUCCAGAGCCUCCGCCCCAGCCCCCACCCGCACGCCCCCUGCCCACCCCCCACCACCCACUCCUCCAGGAGCUCGCCAGAGACUCACCCAGCUGCCCAAAGCUGGCCCCCAGCUCCUGGGGCACCAGGGAGCCCAGGACGCCCGCCCAGGCUUUUUCUUGGUUCCCUCCCAUCCCCUGUGUCCCCCAUGGUGUUGUGUUCACUGUGGCUUCGGUGUUGCUGAUCCCUUUCUCCCCUGACCCCACCUGCCACCCUCUGCGGGAGCCCCAUUUUCUCGUCUUGUGUACCCGGGCGUGCCCCCAGGGCUUGGGGAGCCAGCCCUCCCCCGCCCCCAACACUGGAAUUUGUGUGUGUCCCCUCCUUGCGGGCGGAGGGCUGAAGGGGCUCCAAGAGGAAAAGCCCCACCCCUGCCGUCCCCAGACCCCCGAUGCUGCUCCUUUUUCCCCAGGAGAGGGAACCUGGCACACCCCCACCCCCAAUCCCACCAUGAGCUGACGCAGUGGGAGUUUGGACCCCCAGUCUAGGCAGCCUUUGCACCCAAGAGGUAGAGGGUGGGAGGGGUGGCUUUUCCAAAGCAGCCAGGGUUGUCCAUGUUUGUUAAGUGAAUCAAGUUGAGGUCCCCACCCUGGGCCUUGAGCAGCGUGAUUUCCUGGCAGGGUUGGUGUUGCAUUUUUUUUCCUCACUGGCCUCCAGAGUUUCGUUGGCUCGGUUCUGGUGUGCCUGCUCCCACAGAGCGGGUCACCAGGUAGACCUGGCCCACGUGACUUCCCGUACCUCUGCCAACAUGUCCACACACCUACAUGCACAUAAACGCCACUCGUGUCUACCCCUGUGCUCCCCCUGGGGUCACAUGCCUUACCCAGGCUGGACACUGCCCAAGGUCACCUCGCUGUUCCACCUCUUCCCCCUUCCUUCCCGCUGAGGAUGGGGACAGCCUUCCGAAGCUUCCAGGGAUAUAGCUGAGAUGAGGCCCCUCGGCGCCUCCACCCUCGGGUCUCACUCAGGCUGGCCCUGAACUGCUUCUUACAGCAUGGAAGUUUCUCCGAUUUCUCCCUUCCCUGUCAAGUGCUAGCAGCUCUUGAUUCUCUCCGGGAGUCAGAGCUGGGAGCCCAGGAGGGAAUUACCUCCGGGAGUGCCAGGCACAGGAGUGUCCACAGGAAGGGCAUCGGAGAAGGAAGCUGGCACAGGGGAAGCGGGCGGAGUCCGCUGAGACUCCGGAGCGUCAUCGGUGUCAGUGUAGAGGUUCCAGGCCUGCCGGGAAGUGGGGAAGUGCUAUGAGAGCAGGUGGCCGUGGAUCCUGAGUCAGAAGCUCCUGCUUGGCACCCUCCCAUCCUGCUCAGCUCUCCCUGGUCUCCAUUCCGGAUUGGGGCUGCGGGGGGACCGUGGAGAAGCUUUCCCUUUGAAUCGUCCAUUCCCUUCUUGAACGGGGCCCUGGGGGCCUGUCGGUCACCCAAGACUGAUGGUUUUCCCGUCUGGACUGUGGAGGAAGGCCCCUCCCAGCUCUCACUCAGCUCCCCCAGCUCAAAGUGCCUCAGUUCCUCCAUCUGCCCACCCCAGCCCUCCAGCACUCUAGAUGGGAAAGACCCUGGGAUGGGAGAGGCAGGUUCAGGCCUGCCCAUUAGGAUUCUGGUUAACUCAGCCCAGGGUGCAGGGGCUCUGUGGGAUGGCAAGUGUUGAGGGGAGGGAGGCAGACCACUCUGUGCCCCACGGGCACCAACCUACCCUACCAUGGGCUUCCCAAGGGAGCCCCCAGCCCCCGCCCUACUCCUCCCCUCCCUGGUGCUGCUGUUGAACCCCCAGCCAGCUCCAUCUCUGCCCUGGCAACCCUGGACCCACUAGCUGGGCGACCCUCCUCUCCCAGCCCCCACUGCCCUAGCCCCAGCCCAGACCACCCAGUAGCCACGUAGCAGAAGUCUGAAGCCAUGCCAGCCCUGGGGCAGAUCUCCCCUCUCUUGGCAUUGGGGGUACUGGAUGGGGUGGAGUUGGGAGAAAAUUCUGGGGUCUUUCUAGCCACAGGGCAGAGGGGGAUGGAGGAGCUGGGCUGCAUCUCCCAGCAGUGUUAGUGUCCGCCCCCCUCCCCCCUCCCAGGGCAGAGGACCUUUUCCAUGUCACAUCACUGCCCCAUCCCACCUCACACCACUCUGGUCCCUCUGCUUGGUCCCCUCGCCCGCCCCCAGGCAGGAGGCAAUCCCAGGGGCUUGCCUGAUGGAGGCAUUCUCUGUCCCCUUGAAGACUGAAAGGACUCCUCCUCUUGUGUGUCCCUUAUCCUGCACUGCCACCCCUCUUCUUUAUUAUGUGAUGGACUUAGGAGGCCCCCGGGGCCUAGCCAAAGCACUGAGUCCCCCCCCUUAAGACACCUCCAUGCCCUCUCCUCCAGCAAAGCACAAAUCGUGGGGUCCAAGCCCCAUGCAUGGGCCACUUGGAAGGCUCCUGCCUUGUGAGGGCCCCCAUCAGCAGGGCAGCUGCUACCCCGGGGCUGAGAGUGGACCUGAGGCGGGGGUCGGCACUUGGGUGUGGGGAGACAGGGUCUUCUGUGGCCCAAGUUUGUGGGGCAGUGCUACUGCUGGGCCACAGCCGGCUGGCAACGUGGAGGUCCUGCCCAGCGGCCAGAUGAGGACAUCUUGCUUCUCCUCCGAGCCCCCAGCAUGAGCUGAGCUUCUGCCUUUGCUGGAAAUGAAAUAAACUUGGUCUUCAUUGUG
This is a messenger RNA of Phacochoerus africanus (Common warthog), 4594 nucleotides long. RefSeq names its product nectin-1. Bases 342 to 1889 code for a protein of 515 amino acids. Gene Ontology annotation, biological process: homophilic cell-cell adhesion; heterophilic cell-cell adhesion; protein localization to cell junction. Gene Ontology annotation, cellular component: adherens junction. NCBI's taxonomy places the organism in Eukaryota, Metazoa, Chordata, Mammalia, Artiodactyla, Suidae. The transcript is spliced from 6 exons. The record is from RefSeq and is a predicted model, not a curated record.